AUGAUGAUUGAGCCAGUUAAUGACCAUUCCUCCCCCUCUGAUGAAGAAUUCGAACUAAUGUCUGGGGCUGCAGUUGGAUCAAGGCAGUGUUUCUGCUCAGAAGGAGGAGGGGGUGAGUCUGGGAGGGAGGGAGGUGGGGGAGGCACUGGGGGGGGAGGAGCUCUCAGAGAUGACCAGCCUGGUGGGUGGUGGCCCAGGUGGAGCUGGAGCACUGGGGUGGAGUUUGGAGGCUGGGAGGAGUUUGGGGGAAGAGGGGAUCAUUGCAUUGGAGAAGGCUUUCCACGUGAUGGAGGGGAAAGGGCUCAGCCAUCCUGGGGGCCUCAAGGGUUGGACCGGGUGGUGUCCUUGGGACUAGUAGGAUCAGAGUGGGCUGGUGGGAAACAGGAAGUCUUUGAGCUGAGACUGCUCUGCCUUCCCUGGAGCUCAGAUUCUCUCCUUUUUCCUUUUGACCUGAGUUCUCUCUGCCUUCCCUGGGACCUAAGAUCGCUCUGCCUUCCAGAAGCCCACUCUGUGCAUGCAGAUCCCAGGGAGCCUGGAUUGAGAGAGAAUGGCUCCUGGGAGCAGCCGAGCCCCAGCCCAGCUUGGGAAGAAAAGUACCCCUGCUUUGACCAAAUCCGCCCAUGAGUUCACAGAGAUGGAGACCUGGUCGUUAGUGGAUUUUUCCCCCUAUUCUUGAUGGCAGUGAAGAAUUUUACAGGAGCUGAGCAUCCACACAAGGCCUGUAAUCCACACCAGUGAUUACACAAAAAUUACCAGCAGGUCCUGGCUUUGAUGUUUGCUGUGGAGGAGAUCAACAGAGACCCCCGGCUGCUUCCUAACACUACCCUGGGAUUUCACAUCUACAACACCUACCAAAGUGAUGCCAGGACCUUGGAGAGCUCCCUGAGGUGGCUUUCAGGACAGGACCCCAGGACCCCAAAUUAUCGUUGUCAGAGGCAGGACAAAUCAAUGGCUGUUAUUGGAGGAGCCACAUCCGCUCUUUCUGUCCAGAUGGGGACCCUUCUGGAGCUCUACAGGAUGCCACAGUUAAGCUAUGGCCCAUUUGAUCCUGCCCUGAGUGACAAGGCCCAGUUUCCUUCCCUGUACCAGAUGGCCCCUCAGGACUCCCCCCUGCACCUGGGCAUUGUCCAGCUGUUGUUUCAUUUUGGCUGGAUGUGGGUGGGGCUAAUUGUCACAGAUGACAUGAGAGGUGAGAAGUUCCUCUGGGACAAGAGAGAAGAGAUGAGAAGAAACAAAUCCUGUGUUGCCUUCACAGAGAAGAUCCCUGUCAGUGAGAGAUGUCAUGCUGAAUCCAUGGAGUAUUUUAUGCCCAGAAUUACGGCAUCAUCAGCCACGGAUCAUGGUGAUACAGACUCACCGAUGAUCCUGAGAUAUUCUCAGCCACCUUUAUUUGGAAUUUGGAAAGUUUGGAUUAUCACAUCACACUGGGAUGUCACCAUGAGACCCUACAGUCAUUUUAGUUAUCCUUUUUAUGGGUCACUCAUAUUUUUACAUCAGAUAAGUGAGAUUCCUGGUUUCAAAGCAUUUCUCAGGACGGUCACCCCAACCAAAUACCCAGGAGACAUUUUCCUUAAGAGUUUCUGGGUCUCAGCAUUUGAGUGCCCAGAUGAGCCAACCAAACUGGAGCGAGAGGACUGCUCACUGAAUGCUUCCUUGGAGAUGCUGCCUUUGCACUAUUUUGACAUGACCCUGUCUAGCCUCAGUUAUUUCCUCUACAAUGCUGUGUAUGCUGUGACCUGGGCUCUUCAUGAAAUGCUACAUGCAAGAUCAGAAAUGGGAUCUGUGAGAGAUGAAGGGUACCUGGUGCCUCAGCCAUGGCAGCUUCACUCAUCUCUGAGGAAUAUUUCCUUUAACAACACUGCUGGGGACCAGGUGGUUUUGGGUGAGGAAAAGAAUCCUGUGGCUAAAUAUGAUAUCAUGAACUUUGGGACACUGUCUAAUGAUGAUGAAGUUCUUGUGAAAGUGGGAAAGUUUGUCCCUCAGUCUCUACUUGGGCAAGAUUUCAGCAUUUGUGAGAAGAAGCUGUAUCAGAAGAGGGUUGAUUUGAAGACCCUCCAGGCUGUGUGCACUGAGAACUGUGGAUCUGGAUUUAGGAAAAUUGCCCAGGAGGGACAGCCUGUCUGCUGCUUUGACUGUGCCCAGUGCCCAGAGGGAGAGAUUUCCAACCCAAACG
This is a messenger RNA of Vombatus ursinus (common wombat), 2173 nucleotides long. RefSeq names its product vomeronasal type-2 receptor 26-like. Gene Ontology annotation, molecular function: G protein-coupled receptor activity. Gene Ontology annotation, biological process: G protein-coupled receptor signaling pathway. Gene Ontology annotation, cellular component: membrane. The record is from RefSeq and is a predicted model, not a curated record. NCBI's taxonomy places the organism in Eukaryota, Metazoa, Chordata, Mammalia, Diprotodontia, Vombatidae.